AGUACCUAACUACGCGCAGUUUCAGUUUCAGUUUGUUUUUCAUUUCCAAUUAAAUCGCUCUCAAAGCAACUGCAGCGGAUUAUUAUUGUUAUUAUUUGUUAUAGUUGAAUUGAAUUGCUGCACACUACACGCACACAUGGGGAACGCGAGCGGUAAAAAGGAAUCGGACAAUUUAUAUUCAUCCGAUGAAUUGCGGAUGCUGGAGGCGGCAUACAAAAAUGCAUCUGGUGGAGCACUGGAAAAGUUGACCUCCGAUCGUCUAGUGGAAACUUGGUCACAAACCAUCGAACGUUCUUUGGCCGAGAGUACAGCUCAAUUUUUGUUUAUGCCCACCAAGCCGGGCCAACAAUGCAUAAAUAUACAAUUGAGAAAGUUUGCCGAACCCUAUUAUGCCAUGGAACGUGGUACUAUAGAUCAGAAACUGCAAUUGUUAUUGUCGUCAUUGCAAAAAUCUGGCUCCUCGGAUAUCUUCAACAUCAAGCAACUGGAGCAGUACAUCUAUUCGGUAAUCAAGAGCUAUAUACAUUUGGAAAGCACAUCGAAGGGAUCAUGUAUCAAGCCGUGGCAAGACGUGGGCUUCAAUACCACAGAACGUUCCACAGUCACCUUUGUCAAGGGCUUAGUGCGUAAUCUGGGCAAAGAAACGGAGCACAAUAUGACCAAUGAGGCGUUGGAACGUUGGCUACAUAUCACUCCACAGUUUCUACAAAUUUGGCGUGAGGUGUUCGUUCAGUUGUAUUCACGUCACGGCGGCAGCAAACGUACCAUUAUAAAGGAAAUGGAAAUACCUAUAUUACCGGAAUUAUGUGAUGCCCCUCAGAACAGUCAUUAUCGACCCAUUAUGGAACUGCCACAUGUAUUGUACAUCAAUGCUCAAUUACCGCGGGAACAUCGUCAUAAAUGGAGGUUUCUUUUUUCAUCGAAAAUCAAUGGUGAAAGUUUCUCCACCAUGUUGGGCAAAAUUAUGGACAAGGGCCCAACGUUGUUUUUCAUUGAGGAUGAGGAUCAAUAUAUAUUCGGUGGCUAUGCACCCGAAUCCUGGUCACUCAAGCCCAGUUUUGGGGGCGAUGACACCUCAUUGCUAUAUACAUUAAGUCCCGCUAUGCGGUGUUUUAGCGCCACAAACUUUAAUAAUCAUUAUCAAUAUUUGAAUUUAAAUCAACAGACUAUGCCCAAUGGUUUGGGCAUGGGAGGACAAUUUGAUUUCUGGGGUCUAUGGAUUGAUUGCAUGUUCGGUGAUGGUCAAAGUGUGGAAAGCUGUACCACAUAUCGUGACUAUGUGCAGUUGAGCAAACGCAAGCAAUUUAAGAUACGCAAUCUGGAGGUUUGGGCCGCUGGAGAUUUGCCUGUUAAGGACGAAGAUGAAGACGGAGGUGACGGUCAGAAACGUUCGGUUUUGGAUAGUAAUUUGGAGGAUCGUGCGAUGCUGGAAAUAGCCGGCAAGAAAAUGCAUUCCGAUGGCCUGCGUGAGCCUGGAAUGGAUGAUUGAUAUUAUAUUGUAUGCAAUUUUUAUCAAAAAUUGAUCACAUUAUGCCCGACUG
This is a messenger RNA of Drosophila willistoni, 1541 nucleotides long. Its product is annotated as MTOR-associated protein MEAK7. The transcript has 7 exons. The record is from RefSeq and is a predicted model, not a curated record. Lineage: Eukaryota; Metazoa; Arthropoda; Insecta; Diptera; Drosophilidae. Bases 137 to 1489 code for a protein of 450 amino acids.